Messenger RNA from Gallus gallus (chicken), 792 nucleotides. RefSeq lists its product as uncharacterized. Bases 209 to 634 code for a protein of 141 amino acids. The transcript has 4 exons. NCBI's taxonomy places the organism in Eukaryota, Metazoa, Chordata, Aves, Galliformes, Phasianidae. The record is from RefSeq and is marked validated.
CAAAAACCUCAAGCCUUUCUCGAUUCUUUGUCACAUUUUUAUUGUAAUUCUUGGAAAUUCGUUUCUGUAAGAAGAGAAGCCAAUACCUGUUCGGAGGAACUUAGAAGAACAGAGUGCAUGAACUGUUUUAAGCAUGAAAGAAGAUGGAGAAAAGAAGCGAGUCAUGAGAAGUACCUAAUUGAUGGCAAAAGGACCUUAACCAGCCAAAAUGCCCAUCCGUGUGGAUCAAAUGAUGCAACUGCUUUGCCUUGUUUCUCGGGAGAAGAGAAUGAAAGCUGCUGUGAAGAGCUCUUUUCGAGGAGGGAUAGUGGUGAUUACAACUGCAUUUGCUGGGGGCUUGGUAGGAGGUCCACUCGGUAUUGCUUUAGGAGGAGCGCUUGGUGGACUGCUUGGUACCUGGAUGAACAGUGCAAAAUUCAAGCCAGUCCCUCAGAUUUUAAUGGAAUUGCCUCCUGCCGAGCAGCAGAAACUCUACAUUGAAGCCAUUGCUGUAAUCAAGAGCCUAGACUGGUCUGAUUUUGCUCGACUAAGUGCUGUUGUGAUGAAUAGUCAUCUUCUCCAGCUGGAGUUGGCUAAACUACUGGAAAAUUACUUUAUCAGGGAGCUAAGUGCAGUGAUUAAGUAUGGAGAAUAAAGUUUUUCAGAGCAGAUCUAUAGAUUGCGUUGAAUUCUGCUCUGACAAUUGUGAUUCUUCAGUGUAUUAAUUAUUAGCAUUAGGAUUGUCAUUGUAGCUUUUGUUUCUGAACUGAUUCUGAAUAUCAGCUGUCUUCAUUAAAAUAUUCCUAAGAAGCA